Molecule: messenger RNA, 872 nt
Organism: Aphanomyces invadans
Lineage: Eukaryota; Oomycota; Saprolegniomycetes; Saprolegniales; Verrucalvaceae
Exons: 2
Coding region: 1-714 (237 amino acids)
Biological process (GO): carbohydrate transport
Cellular component (GO): membrane
Molecular function (GO): sugar transmembrane transporter activity
Source: RefSeq, a predicted model, not a curated record
AUGUCAGAUCAUGCCGCCCACGUGCCGACGGUAGUGGCGACCGUCAAGUUGAUGGCGUCGAUCGCGGCGAUUUACAUGAACAUGAGUCCCAUGAAUGACAUGCCGCGCGUCCGUGCCAAAAUCCCCAUCGACAUGCUGCCCAUCUUGUGCAUGUUCGCCAACGGCAGCCUUUGGACCUUGUACGGUGUCUUGGUGCAGAACUGGUUUCCCCUUGUAGCGACAAACGUCGUGGGCAUGACCCUCAGCGGGUACUACCUUGUCGUGAUUUACACCCACGCAGGUACCUACCGUGGCACGGCGGCCAAGAAGAUCGUUUUCACGCUGGGACUCGUAUCAAGCGCUGUGGUGUAUGCGGUCUACGGCACCCACAUGCAUGUGCACCACGUCGCGACUCACGUCGGGUAUGCUGGGAUUGCCGUGUGCACGUUGAUGGUGGCGUCCCCGUUGUCGUCCGCCGGCACCGUGUUCAAGCACAAGUCCGCGGCGUCGCUUCCGUUCAAGAUGAUCACGGCGGGGAUCGCGUGUUCUUUUCUCUGGCUCUCCUUUGGCGUGCUCAUCCACGACGUGUUUGUGAUUGCACCGAACGCGGUCAACCUCGUCCUAGGUCUCUUCCAGCUAGUUCUCUGCUUUGUGUAUCCAGGGCCACCUGCCAAGACCGAUGCGGACAUCGAGUUGCCAACGAAACCUGCCGCCACCGACUCGACCAAGAAGUAACGCUUGCAACCGCGCUGUUAUAUUCCAGUGGAUCAUCGGAUCUCGUAUUCUUUGAUUAUUACUUUGGCCCACGAAAAGAGUCACAACUACCUCCAGAAUGGCGGCAUUUUCUUAAUACUUCACGUUCGGUGCUGGGUAGUUGGCUAGCAAGAACGUAC